This is a messenger RNA of Babjeviella inositovora NRRL Y-12698, 1899 nucleotides long. Its product is annotated as proteinase B. Gene Ontology annotation, biological process: proteolysis. Lineage: Eukaryota; Fungi; Ascomycota; Pichiomycetes; Serinales. The coding region runs from base 1 to 1899 and encodes 632 amino acids. Gene Ontology annotation, molecular function: serine-type endopeptidase activity. The record is from RefSeq and is a predicted model, not a curated record. The transcript is spliced from 2 exons.
AUGUCUUCCAAUAUCUUAUCCGUCUUCAAUCCACCGCCCUCGCGUGAUCUCACACCAGAAGAGUCCAAGGAUUGUCUUCCGUGCCAGAUCCUAGGUGGUUGCGGGGCCCUUAUCGGCGGCACUUACUUGGCCACUGGGCUUGUGUUCAGAGGCGAAAAGCCUGGGAUCAACAGCGCGAACUACAAAAUGUGUGUCAGAGGUUUGGUCAUGUUGUUAACUAGAUCGUCUCAAGUGGCCAUUGUCUCCACUUUACUUGCCGCCCAGCAGAUCAACGCUCUUGUGUUGCCAAACUUGGGUGAGGCUGCCGCCGAAGUCUUCAGAGUGGAACCAGCCGCUCUCAACUCCAUUGACGAGGUUGCCAACAUAAUCGAAUCCUCCUUCAAUGCUGCGUCCAACAAGAUUGCUUCCAAGUUGAACAUCGAGUUGUUUGCCGAGAACCAGGAAUCCAAGUUCGCCCCUGUGUUCCAGAGCCAGAACCAGGAAGAUAUCAUCAAGGACAAGUACAUCAUCGUCUUCAAGUCUGAUGUUGGUGCUGACGUCAUCGAUUUCCACCAGAACUGGGUUGCCGAGGUCCACUCCUCUCACGUGGGCAAGUUGCACCACAAGAGAAACGGCAGACAGCACCCAUUCUUGAACAAUUUGAAGCAACAGUCGAUCGCCGGCAACGGCGGCUUGUCCGAUGUCUUCCACAUCGAAAACGCUGUCAGCGGCUACAUGGGCCACUUCUUGCCACAAACCAUUGAAAUGAUCCGUCGCCACCCAGCAGUGGCCUUUGUUGAAAAGGACUCUUACGUCAAGGCUAUUAACUACGACACUCAGGCUGACUCACCAUGGGGCUUGGCCAGAAUCUCCCACCGCGAGCCAUUGAGCUUGGGCUCUUUCAACAAGUAUAUCUACGACACUGAUGGUGGUGAGGGUGUCACCUCCUACAUCAUUGAUACCGGUAUCAACGUUAACCACGAGGACUUUGAGGGCCGUGCCAAGUGGGGUGCGACCAUCCCUCAGGGUGAUGCCGACGUAGAUGGCAACGGCCACGGUUCUCACUGUGCUGGUACUAUCGGUUCCAAGCACUACGGUGUGGCCAAGAAGGCUUCUUUGGUUGCCGUCAAGGUGUUGCGUUCCAACGGUUCUGGUUCCAUGUCUGACGUCGUCAAGGGUGUUGAGUACGCUGCCAACGCCCACUUGAAGGCCGUCAAGGAAAACAAGAAGGGUUUCAAGGGCUCUACCGCCAACAUGUCUCUUGGUGGUGGUAAGUCUCCGGCCUUGGACUUGGCUGUUAACGCUGCUGUUAAGGCCGGCAUCCACUUCUCUGUUGCUGCUGGUAACGACAACGCCGAUGCGUGUAACUACUCCCCAGCGGCUGCUGAGAACGCCAUUACCGUCGGUGCUUCCACCAUUGGUGACUACCGUGCAUACUUCUCCAACUACGGUAAGUGUGUUGAUAUCUUUGCUCCUGGGUUGAACAUCUUGUCCACCUACAUUGGUUCCAACCUGGCCACGGCCACCUUGUCCGGUACCUCCAUGGCUGCGCCUCAUGUUGCUGGUUUGUUGAGUUACUUCUUGUCUUUGCAGCCUGGCGCCGACUCUGAGUUUUUCGAAGCCUCAUCCGGUGUUACUCCGGCCCAGUUGAAGAAGAAUGUCAUUGCCUUUGGCUCCAAGAACGUCUUGGAUGACAUUCCAAACGAUGGAACUCCAAACAUCUUGAUUUACAACGGUGGUAACAAGAACCUUACUGAAUUCUGGGGUACCACUACCCCAUCCACCGCCGACGUGAAGGCUGUCGACUUGAAGGACUUGGAAACCAAGAUUGACAGUUUGGUUGAGUCUGCCAAGGAUGAAUCUGAGCACUUGCUCGCUGAGAUUAAAAAAAUGGUCUCGAGUGCAUUUGCCAAGUAUUAG